AUGGCAAACAUUACCGCCACAGUUCCCCGGCCGGCCAUCUCACCAGACGACGCCGAGCCAACGCGGUGGUUGGACCAGCCGGUCCCCACACCCAAGUUCGGCGACCACGGCUACUGCACCAUAGCCAGCAGCGUGCGCAUCGCCGCGCCGCCCCAGACCUGCCUGGGCAUCGUGCUCCACGCGCCGGGCUACGCGUCCCCACAUGCCUGGAACAACUGGGUCCGGAAAAUCACCAUCACCUCCUCGCCCGCUGGAGAUGACGCUUCUUCUUCCGCAGCAGCCGGCAUCCCCGCCGAGCUGACGGGACCCGACUACCUCUCCAACGGUGCGCAGUUCGACAUGUCGAUCUUUAUGGACCACACGACGACGUCGAGUCCGCGCGUGCAGUCGAUGGACGUUACGGCCUGCGAGGCCCUGACCGACGGGAGGAAAGGGUUCCGGGUCGGGUGGACGUACUGCAUGUUUGGGCUGCACUGUGAGAGGAUUCAGGAGUUUGUUGACGACGGUGAAGGCGGCACUGUGUACACGACCUGGGAGACCUUUGGUGGUGUCAUUGCGAGGAUUGUUUGGUUGACCAAUGCCAGUGGCAUCCAGAGAGGCUUUAUCGAGUGGGGUCGCGGGUUGAAGGAAAAGGCUGAGACUAUGGGCUAG
Molecule: messenger RNA, 651 nt
Organism: Pyricularia grisea
Lineage: Eukaryota; Fungi; Ascomycota; Sordariomycetes; Magnaporthales; Pyriculariaceae
Exons: 1
Coding region: 1-651 (216 amino acids)
Source: RefSeq, a predicted model, not a curated record